Molecule: messenger RNA, 549 nt
Organism: Pseudoliparis swirei
Lineage: Eukaryota; Metazoa; Chordata; Actinopteri; Perciformes; Liparidae
Product: serine protease inhibitor Kazal-type 1-like
Exons: 5
Coding region: 11-460 (149 amino acids)
Molecular function (GO): protein binding; serine-type endopeptidase inhibitor activity
Source: RefSeq, a predicted model, not a curated record
UCGUGUCGGCAUGCUGAUUCAGGUACAGGUGGCCUUUGCAAUGCAGCCAAUCAGAGGGCAGCUCCAGUCUGCUCAACAGGUUUUGUUUGCGAGGCAAAGCAAGUGGGAAACACACACCUGCUCUCCUCAGAGACACGUCCACGACCUGAAAGUCAUGAAGCUGGCUGUGCUGCUCUGCUCUGCUCUGCUGCUCUCUGUCUCUGUCCUGUCCCAGGAGAAUGACACCCCAGUCAGCAAUGUGACAGGAACAGAUGAAAAACCAACACAAACGCCCCAGGCUUAUCCCACAAAGCUUGGCUGUGACAAGUAUACGACCGCCUGCAGCAGGGAGUUUGAUCCAGUAUGUGGCAGUGAUGGAGUCACAUACAGCACCGAGUGUGUGCUCUGCUUCAUGAACAGCGAAAGGGCGUUGAAUGUGACAAUGACAAGAAAAGGGGAGUGCUCUGUGAAAGAGCAGUGAAAUUGGCAAAUCAUAUAUCAUAUCUAUUCCAUGUAUCUGUAUAAUCCCUAUAUUCCCUUGCCUUUUGAAUAAAGUUGCAUGGUACAAUA